AUGGGUGUUCCAAGAUUUUUUAGAUGGGUAUCAGAGAGAUAUCCACAAAUUUUACAAAAAAUAUUAGAUUCAAAUCCUCCCGAGUAUGAUAAUUUAUAUUUGGAUAUGAAUGGUAUUAUACAUGCUUGUUCACAAGAAUUUGCAAAUAGUUUAAUAGAAUUUUCAGAGGAAGAAUUAAUUCGUCAAGUUUGUAAUUAUGUCGAUAGACUUUUUCAUACAAUCAGACCAACCAAAUUAUUUUAUAUGGCAAUUGAUGGUGUUGCACCAAGAUCAAAAAUUAAUCAACAAAGACAACGUAGAUUUUUAUCAGUUCACAGAGAUGAGAAAUUAAAACAGAAAUUAAUAUCAGAAGGUAAACCUGUACCAGAGGUAAUCUUUAAUAGAACUGCCAUCACUCCUGGUACUCAAUUCAUGUAUAACCUUUCUGAAUCAAUUCAAUUUUAUAUUAAAAAGAAAAUAUCUGAAGAUUUAUCUUGGAGAGAAGUUCGAGUUAUCUUUUCUGGUCCAGAGAAUCCAGGUGAAGGUGAACAUAAAAUUAUUGAUUACAUUCGUAAAAACAAAGCUAGUCCAGAUUGGGAUGCCAACCAAUCACAUUGCUUAUAUGGUUUAGAUGCAGAUUUAAUUUUAUUAGGAUUAAUUACACAUGAACCAAAUUUUUCAAUUCUUAGAGAGGAGAUAUCAUUUAAGCCAACCAAGAGACAGUUAGAUUUUCAAUUACUUCACAUAUCAUUAUUACGUGAAUAUCUUGACUUGGAGUUAAGAAAUGAUGAUUUAGAGUUUGGAUAUGAUUUAGAGAGAAUCAUAGAUGAUUUCAUAUUGAUUAUGAUAUUUUUUGGUAAUGAUUUCUUACCACAUUUACCAUUUUUAGAGAUUUCAAAAGGUGGUCUAAACUCAAUAUUCGAAUUGUAUAAGAGUAGUCUUCCAUCGUUGGGUGGUUACUUGACAGAGGGCGCCACAAUCGAUUUGGAAAGAUUACAACAUUUCUUCAAGUUUUUACAAAAAUUCGAAAAGAAACAACAACAAGGAAUUAUGGGUUCAACUGAAGAGGAUUUAGAUGAUAAGAAGGUGGAAGUCGCAGAAUUGGUAGAAGAUUCAGUUUUAGAACAUGAUGGAUUAGAUGAAGAGGCAAAGAAAGAAUUUGAAAGAUUAGCAAUGGAAAGAUUAAAAAGUCAUUUCCCAGUUUCUGAUAGUGAAGAUGGAGAAGAAGAUCCUGAUGAACAAUUGGUUAACGAAUUAUAUAAUGUAGAAAACUCUUAUUAUAGACAAUAUUUUAACGAAUUCCCAAAUACAUUGGAUGAGAUUAAAGCAUUUAAAGAGAAAGUUGUAUUAUCCUAUGUCGAAGGUUUAGUUUGGGUAUUGAAUUACUAUCACAACGGUUGUAUCUCUUGGGUUUGGUUCUAUCCAUUCUACUAUGCACCAUUGGCAAUCGAUUUCAACAAUAUACCAGAUUUGCACAUUGAUUUCCAACCAGGUGAACCAAUAACACCAUUCCAGCAGCUUUUAAGUGUAUUACCACCACAAUCGGUUGAUUUAAUACCAAAGAGUUAUCAAACGUUAAUGUUGGAUCUAUUCUCGCCAAUUAUUGAUUUCUAUCCAGUUGAAUUUGAAAUCGAUACAAAGGAUCCUCAUUAUUUCGAUGGUAUUGCAGAAUUGGGUUUCAUUGAUCAUCAAAGACUAUUGGAUGCAACAGCAUCCAUAAAGAAAUCAUUGGCCCAAUCGGGUCAAAAGGUUUUCACCGAUGAAGAAGAGGCUAGAAAUAGUAUCAAGAAUGCCGUUAUCAUCUAUCAUGAUGCCGAUGUUGAUCAAUUUGUUAAAUCACCAAAUUCAAAUGUUUUCAAGGAUAUUGAACAUUCAUCAGCAACAACCGAGGAUAUAGUACUACCAACAUUUGAUAAUCCAUUACCACAUUUCCGUUAUUGUGCUGAUCAAGUUUUAACAGGUGUUCAAUGUCCAUCGGGUUUCCCAACUUUCAAGAGUUUACAAUUCACUUGGAAAUAUCAAAAUUCAGUUAUCGAUGUUUGGGGCAUGAUGUCAAGAAAAGAUUCAUUAAUCGUUGUACCACCUCAUCAAUCGAAACAAUACGAUUGUAACAAUAUCGAUGAAUUUUCAAAAUUGAAAUCAUUAAUCGGUAAAAAAUGUUAUAUCAAUUGGCCAUAUCAUCAAGAGGGUAAGAUCCUUUAUUUCUCUUGUUCAAAUAGAAAAUUGUUUUCAAAGGGAACAACUGAUAAUUCAACACCUCAAAAAUUGGCUUUCCUUGAUCAUGUUAAAAAAACAAAACUUUCAUUACUUCGUAAGGGUAUCAAUAUCUAUUAUGAUAAUGAAAAAGAUGAUGGUAAACAACAAUCUAAUGGUUCAUCAACUGGUUAUACUGCUUCAAAAUUAGGUUAUGAAGAUACUAACACCAUUUUGGUACAUAUCAAUAAAUUGGUUGGUGUUCAAACCAUGCCAAAUGGUAGUACAAAGAAACGUUAUUCAGAUGAAGAGGAUGUUUAUCCAAUUGAAUUAAUGGUAGAUUAUGAUUUAAUUGCAACCGAUUCAAGAUUUGAAGAAAUCGAUGAAUUACCAUUUGAAAAGAGAUUCCCAAUCGGUAAGAAAGUAUUGGUAACAAAGAAACAAUAUUUCGGUACAAUUGGUACAGUCAUCAAUCAUUAUGAUAAUCAACUUCAAUUGGAGAUUAAGGUACCAUCGGUAAAGAUGGAUAUGAACUUUGGUCAUCAAGUUGCAAAGAAAGAGGUUGAAUACUUUCCAAUUCAACAUGUCGCUAAAUUGGUUGGUACUACAGUUUCAAGUAUUAGUCAAUUAACUGCAGGUUUAUUCAUUUUCAAACCAAUGGUUGAUAUUGGUUUAAAUUUAAAAUUCACUGGUAGACAACAACAGGUUUUAGGUUAUUGUAGAGGUUAUGAUGUGAACAGAGGUGGUAACAUUUUUCAUCAAUGGGAGUUUAGUCAAGAGGCUAUCAAUUUAAUCACUGAAUACUUUAACAAGUUCCCAUUACUUCAUCAAAUUUUAGCAUUAUUCUCAAAACCAGAUUCAAACAUUGGUGUUGGUGGUGCUAAAAUGUCAAAGAAUGUCGAUAUCACUCCUUUAUUCGCUACCAAAGAGGAGAAAGCUGAAUUCUUACAAGGAGUCGAAGAGUUUAUUGAAAAGAGUGGCAUUAGAAAGAAAAGAGUUGUACCAUGUGGUACCGACUCUUUAGGUAAGGAAGGUAUUGAAAAGAUUGAAAAAUAUUAUUAUGAUCAAACUCAUCAAACUGAAUAUACAAUUCAAGAGAUUCAUUGUUCAACAACUGAUAUCGUGGAGCCACCCUCUUAUGAAUCGGUUAUUUCAAUGGAAAGACAUCAUCUCAUCAAGGGACUACAACCAAAACAAGAUUUAAAUAACUCUCAAAAUGGUGUUAAAUCUCCAACUUUAUCUUCCCAAAAUUAUUCUUUCCAAUCAUUUGCCAACACUGGUAAAUUCCAUUUAGGUGAUAGAGUAGUUUCCAUUCUAGAUAAAGGUAAUUUACCAUUUGGUACUUUUGGUACUGUUGCCUCUAUUCAAGAUCAAAAGGUUGAUGUUGUCUUUGAUACCGAAUGUUUUGCUGGUAAUAGUUUAGAUGGUUAUUGUUCAGAGAAAAGAGGUAUUUGUAUCUCUAAACUUAGACUUUAUAAUCUUUCUUGUCCACCACCACCACCAAAAUCAACAAUUAAUAAGUUCUAUGAUCAAUCAAUUGAUCCUGCUGAAUAUUGGGAAAAAGUUCAAACUCAACAAAAUAAUAACCAUAAUCAUGGUCAAAAGAAAAUUUAUUCAAAUGGUGGUCAAAAAUUAAAUCAACAAAUUGAUCAACAAACUCCAAUUACUAAUGCUGUUGAAAAUAAAGAAUUAAAUUGGCAACAAUUACAAUUGAUAAAUAAUAUUUCUAAUCCACAACAACAUAAUGCCAAUAAUAACAAUAACAAUAACAAUUAUAAUAAUAAUAAUAAUAAUCAUCAUCAUGGCCAAAAUCAUAAUCAAAAUAAAGUUAAUCAACAUCCAUUAGCAAUUAAUAAUCCAAAUUCUGUUAAUUAUCCAAUGAAGAGAAAACCAACUUAUGUUAAACAAAAUUUUGAACAACAAGAAUAUGCUGAUCUUUCUAAAAACUAUCCAAAUUUAGAGUAUAACUUUUAUUAUGAUCAAAAUGAUCAAAGAAAACAACCACAACAAUUACAACAACCAAAACCACAACAACAACCACAACCACAACCACAACCACAACCAAAACAACCAAAGCAACCAAAGCAACCAAAACAAUCUAAACAACCACCUCAACAACCACCUCAGCAACCACAAGAACCAAUUGAUCCAGAAAAAUUAAGACAACAAACUAGAACAAACAAACGUUUGAAUUUAAUCUAUCAAAAUAUUGAACAAAAUUCUUUCCCAGGAUCCCAAUCUUCUGAGCACAAUAAUGGUGAUGGUAGUAGUGAAGAGCAAGUUCAAACCAAUCCAAAUGCUCUCUUACUCUUGAACAAUAUGUUUGCUUCAACCUCCAUUUCUUCUGAUCAAACUAAUGAUCCAGAUGGAUUACCUCAAGGUCCACCACCACAUAUGAUGGGCCAUUAUCCACCAGGUCCACCACCUAUGAUGGGUUACCCACCACAUUACCAUCCAGGUCAUUCUUAUCCACCACCUCCACCACACAUGAUGGGUAAUUAUCCACCAGGUCCACCACCACCACAUAUGAUGGGUUAUCCACCACAUUACCAUCCAGGUCAUCCUUAUCCACCACAUCAUCCAGGUCAACAAGAAGAGCACCACCAUCAUCAACAACAACAACAAGAACAACAACAACACCCAACACAACAAGAACAACCAAACCAACAUCCAAAGAAAAAACAACCAAAACAACCAAAACUACCAAAACAACCAAACCAAAAUCAAACACAACCAACCCAAGAUGGUCAACAGCAACAGCCACCAAAACAACCUAAGCAACCAAAUCCAAAUCAAACACCAAAACAACCAGCACAACCAAAACAAACCAAGCAACCUGCACAACCAAAACAACCAGCACAACCAAAACAAGCUGCUCAAACAAAACAACCAGCUCAACCAAAACAACCAGCACAACCAAAACAAGCUGCUCAAACAAAACAACCAAAACAACCAAAACAAUCUAAACAACCAGCUCAACAAACUUCACCAACAACCCCAAAUCCAACAACAGAAACAAAUCUAAAUCCAACAAUAGAAACAACCUCAACUCCACCAACACCAACCACUGCUCAAUAA
This is a messenger RNA of Dictyostelium discoideum AX4, 5250 nucleotides long. It is a transcript of the gene xrn1, whose product is annotated as 5'-3' exoribonuclease. The transcript is spliced from 4 exons. Gene Ontology annotation, biological process: nuclear-transcribed mRNA catabolic process. Lineage: Eukaryota; Evosea; Eumycetozoa; Dictyosteliales; Dictyosteliaceae. Bases 1 to 5250 code for a protein of 1749 amino acids. The record is from RefSeq and is a predicted model, not a curated record. Gene Ontology annotation, molecular function: 5'-3' exonuclease activity; exonuclease activity; nucleic acid binding.